AUGCGGCAACCUCUAACGGCGCCUCCUCGUGAGGGCUCCCCCGCUCUCCCUGAGGGAGAAAAGGAAGCAAACGAAGAAGCAAUAGACUGGGGGAGACACCAGCCAAGGACGCUGCAGCAGCUUCAGAUGGUGAUGCAAGCUCACAGCGCAAGGAAGCUGCUACGGGCCCUCGCAGAGAAGCGGCAGAUGCUGGAGGAAGCAGUUGCUGCUGCUAAGGAGACGGGGAUGCUGCAGCAAGCGAGAGAGGCAGCCCUAGCAGCAAACAGAAGACAUCUCCGCAAGAUAGAGGCCAAGAUGGUGAUGCAAGCUCACAGCGCAAGGAAGCUGCUACGGGCCCUCGCAGAGAAGCGGCAGAUGCUGCUGCGUUUCGCUGCUUUCUUCCACCGCCGCGUGAUGCCGGAGACAGACGAGCGGGUUGUCUUCAGCAGGCUGCAACAGCUACACCUGGAUAGCCGGCGUGGCAGCUACACCUGGAUAGCCGGCGUGCAUCUGUUGAGGGUGGGGGCCCCCCUGCUGAGUCUGGACUCACCAGCUCCUUCUCCUGGGGGGAGGGGCUCCCCGCUGCAGCAGCAGCUGCAGCAGCAGCAGCAGCAGCAGCAGCAGGGGGAGGAGCAGCAGGGGGACUCUCUUUCUUCUUUACUAGCAGACUCACCAGCUCCUUCUCCUGGGGGGGGUUCCCCGCUGCAGCAGCAGCUGCAGCAGCAGCAGCAGCAGCAGCAGCAGGGGGAGGAGCAGCAGGGGGAGGAGCAGGGGGAGGAGGGGGAGCGGGAGGAGGAGGAAGGGGAUGGGGGCCCCAAGGGAUACCUAGAAGGGGCCCCCAAGGUCUGUACACCAGAAAAAGAAAAUAAUAUGCAGGCGCUGCUGCUGCAUGCGCAUGCAGAGAGAAGCAGAGAAAAUGCUCCCACUGCAGCAGCAGCAGCAGCAGCAGCAGCAGCAGCAGCACCUGCUGCAGCAGCAGCACCUACUGCAGCAGCAGCAGCAGCAGCAGCUGCUGCUGCUGCUGCUUCUGCUGCAGCAACACCCGUCAGGCUGGGCCUCGCCAGACCCCCACCGCCCCCCGAGGGCUUCGCGGGGACCUUCUCCCUCCGCAGCCUCGUCGGCUCCAGGCGCAUGCGCUGA
Eimeria mitis is the source of this 1119-nucleotide messenger RNA. RefSeq lists its product as uncharacterized. The transcript is spliced from 12 exons. Bases 1 to 1119 code for a protein of 372 amino acids. The record is from RefSeq and is a predicted model, not a curated record. Lineage: Eukaryota; Apicomplexa; Conoidasida; Eucoccidiorida; Eimeriidae.